UGUGCUGUCAUCUGCAUCAACCAGCGUCAGCGAGCAAAGCGCAGCGAGCAUCGCUUCUUCUCGGCUCUCAACCUCUGUAUUCGAACAUGGCAACACUGGUAUCCAACAGGGCGAUGGAUGUGAACGGCAUGGCGGCAGCAGCGCGGACUCACACCCAGGCUGUGACCAGAAACUACAUCUCUCAGCCCAGGCUAACUUACUCCACUGUGUCUGGUGUAAAUGGACCCCUGGUGAUCCUGGAUAAUGUGAAGUUCCCCAGAUAUGCAGAGAUUGUUCACCUGACUCUGCCAGAUGGCACCAAGAGGAGCGGGCAGGUCCUGGAGGUGAUUGGAAGCAAGGCAGUCGUCCAGGUGUUUGAGGGAACUUCAGGAAUUGAUGCCAAGAAGACAGCCUGCGAGUUCACUGGUGACAUCCUGCGUACGCCAGUAUCAGAGGACAUGCUGGGGCGCGUGUUCAAUGGAUCUGGCAAACCCAUCGACCGUGGGCCCAAUGUGCUGGCUGAGGACUACUUGGACAUUAUGGGUCAGCCCAUCAAUCCUCAGUGCCGUAUCUACCCGGAGGAAAUGAUCCAGACUGGCAUCUCAGCCAUCGAUGGCAUGAACAGCAUCGCCAGAGGACAGAAGAUCCCAAUCUUUUCAGCUGCUGGGCUACCACACAAUGAGAUCGCUGCCCAGAUCUGUCGCCAGGCUGGGCUGGUGCAGAAGUCCAAGGAUGUAAUGGACUACAGUUCUGAGAACUUUGCCAUUGUCUUUGCAGCCAUGGGGGUCAACAUGGAAACUGCCCGCUUCUUCAAGUCUGACUUUGAGGAGAAUGGCUCCAUGGACAACGUCUGCCUUUUCUUGAACCUGGCCAACGAUCCCACCAUCGAGCGUAUCAUCACCCCACGCUUGGCGCUGACCACAGCAGAGUACCUGGCCUAUCAGUGUGAGAAGCACGUCCUGGUCAUCCUGACUGACAUGAGCUCCUACGCUGAGGCUCUGAGAGAGGUCUCUGCUGCCCGUGAGGAAGUGCCUGGUCGCCGAGGCUUUCCCGGCUACAUGUACACUGACCUGGCCACCAUCUACGAGCGUGCCGGCCGUGUGGAGGGCAGAAACGGCUCCAUCACUCAGAUCCCUAUUCUCACCAUGCCCAACGAUGACAUCACCCAUCCCAUUCCUGAUCUGACGGGAUACAUCACAGAGGGUCAGGUCUAUGUUGACAGGCAGCUGCACAACAGACAGAUCUACCCACCCAUCAACGUGUUGCCCUCACUGUCUCGUCUCAUGAAGUCAGCCAUCGGCGAGGGGAUGACCAGGAAGGACCAUGCUGAUGUCUCUAACCAGCUGUAUGCCUGCUAUGCCAUUGGUAAGGACGUGCAGGCCAUGAAGGCUGUGGUGGGCGAGGAGGCCCUCACCUCUGAUGAUCUGCUCUACCUGGAGUUCCUACAGAAGUUUGAGAAGAACUUCAUCGCUCAAGGCCCGUACGACAACAGGACGGUGUACGAGACCCUGGACAUUGGCUGGCAGCUGCUGCGAAUCUUCCCCAAGGAGAUGCUGAAGAGGAUUCCUCAGAGCACCCUGGCUGAGUUUUACCCGAGGGAGUCUGCCGUUCGCCACUGAGGAACACAAAGGAGAUCUCUGGCUGUACCUCCGCUCACCCCUCCUACCCACCAUCCUCCUCUCCCUUGUCCUUUCUGCACCUCCAGGGUCUACGAGGCCGACAUUGUCUCUGCCCAUCCCAAGCGUCAUCUUCUCUUUCUCCAUUGUUCUUGUUACCUCCAAUUCUUCUAGUCUCCCUUCCACGAAUCAGCUCACCCCAGCAUCACCCCCUCUUCUCCCCCACCCUGAAUGAGACCAGGGCAAUAUCUUCCCCCUUCUAUAGAUGUACUGUUGUGAAUCUGUGUCCAGAAGUUGUGUAUGAAAAGUGUCUGUGGUUGUAAUAUCUACCCGUGAUUGCAAAAACGUGAACAUAUCUUUAAAAUGAUAGAUCAGUAUUUAUUUAUUGGGGAGUGUUACUGCUGGAUCUUCCUCUUUUUGUCAAUAAAUACUUUAAAAUAUCCAUCCCCUAAAAACAAGAGGUUUCUGAUGGAAGAAAUGCGUGUCUACAUAUGGAGGUCGACAAAAUAACAAACACCCUGGAAUACAGCAGUAGCCCUGCAGUCAGUACCAUUAAGGUGACGCUCAUGAAGCUUGGUUUUCUUAUUGUGAAUGUCAGAGGUGAUAAUUCCACUUGAUUGUCCUUUUCUUGACAAAGCCACACACUUUGAAUGAUUAUUUUAACACAAAAUGCAGCUUCAUUAAUGUCACCAUAUUGGUAUUAACCCGGGGGCAACUUUACAAUCUGGUCUUUCUCUUAUUUUGUCCACCCUACUGUAUAUUGUUUAAUAAAGACAAAUACUGUAUUUUUUCAUGUCGGUUACUUCAAGUUCACAAUGACUUAAAUCUUCUUAUGUUACCAUCCACCACAUCCUGAGUAAACGUACAAACGUGGGCCACCAGCAGAGUUCAGAUGUUCACUGUGUGUUGCUCCUCUGGUACUUCAUGACCCUCCUCUCCCCUGUGUAAGGCGCUCUUGCUUUUCCUGUAUCUCCUCUUGAGAGGAUGCAGUGGAUGAUAACAUUAUUUGUGUUCUAUUGUUUUGAUUUUUGUCGUGAAAAGGUUAAAAGAAGUGUGUUAAACAUUCCCAUGCGUUUACAGAAACGAAAUCUUUGUUGUGCAAAAUGGUUUUGUGAGUUGUGUGUGUCCAUGAAUAAAUUAAAUUAUAUGAGAAA
This is a messenger RNA of Limanda limanda (common dab), 2749 nucleotides long. RefSeq names its product ATPase, H+ transporting, lysosomal, V1 subunit B, member a (gene atp6v1b2a). Gene Ontology annotation, biological process: proton transmembrane transport; ATP metabolic process. Gene Ontology annotation, molecular function: ATP binding; proton-transporting ATPase activity, rotational mechanism. Gene Ontology annotation, cellular component: proton-transporting V-type ATPase, V1 domain. The transcript is spliced from 14 exons. The coding region runs from base 87 to 1598 and encodes 503 amino acids. The record is from RefSeq and is a predicted model, not a curated record. Lineage: Eukaryota; Metazoa; Chordata; Actinopteri; Pleuronectiformes; Pleuronectidae.